CGCCAACGCCCACACCUGCAUGCAUCAUGUGAUUGAGAUGACAGGACAGGCAACAAGGCGCAGCACGCGCAGCGGGCCCUGCUUGCCCGACUGAGUGCUACAGCCGCCGUCCCACAAAGUUCUGACAGGCUGCCGCGCCCACUUCACCUGGGCGAUGGUCGCUGCGUCUGCAAUUGAACAUGAAUACAGCGCACGACGACACCAACGCCAGCGGGCUCAGGUUCUGGUCUGGCGCGCCGACGUCUGAUGCUCCCCAUGACGUCGACAUCGUAGCCGUGCAGGGACUAGGCGCACAUUGGUUCUACACCUGGGUCAGGAAGGUCGUGGUUCAAGACACAAAGCAGAAGACGAAGGAAAGAAGUGGGUUGAGGAAGCUCAGCAGCAGCAGGCUGUUUGGGAGGAAGAGCAAAGCGCUAGGCAGCAAUGGAGAAUGCGAGACGAGGGAGGUGAUGUGGCCGCGGGACCUCCUGGUGCCAGCGUUCAGCAACGCGCGGGUCGCCACGUACAGCUACGGAUCAGACUGGAAAGAUCGGCAGGUGAACACAAGCCUGCGGGAGUGUGGGCAGCAGCUGCUGGAGGUGCUGCUCCAGCAUCGGCAGAGCGCGAGUGAACGACAGAGGCCGCUCAUCUUGAUCGGCCACAGCCUUGGAGGCCUUGUCAUUCAGCAGGCGCUCACUAUCGCUGUCCAUGGACCUCGCUACACCGACUUUCGUCUCUCAGUCGCGGGUAUCGUCUUUCUGGGCACCCCGUUCCAGGGCAGCGGGGAGGCAGCAUACGCGCAAUGGCUGGCGGAGCUCGUCCGGCUCCAGGAGGCCGAGGGCCACAGGUACACGCUGCUGAAGACGCUGCAGAAAGACAGCCCGGGUCUGCACGCCCUGUCGAUCGACUUCUGGCGAAGCUAUAGCGAGUAUGACAUGACGUGCUUCUACGAGAACAAGGAAGCCGACUACGGGCUUGUAAGCACACAGAUUGUGAGCACGCAGUCCGCUAUGCUCGUCGGGCAGAAGCUGAUGUACAUGGACGCCGACCACUCUGGGCUGAACAAGUUCAGUGGCGUGGACGACAAGAACUUCAUGCUGCUCCUGCCCGAGCUGCGCAAGAUGGUCGAGAACAGUGGCUCUGUAGUAGCAGAUCGGUACCGCAGCAAAGACGCUAGGUCAGCCGGCAACGUGCACUGGAUUGUGCCGCGCACAGUCAACAGCCUGUUCACUGGGCGCCGCGAGGUCAUAGAGCGGAUGCAGAGCGCCCUGCGCGACAACAAUUCAAGUGCGUCAAAACAGAAGCGAGUAGUCAUCACUGGCAUAGGGGGCAUGGGCAAGAGCGAGAUGUGCCUCAAGGUUGCAGACCUGAUGCGAGAAGACUUCUGGGGCGUGUUUUGGGUGGAUGUGGGCAGCCAGUCGACCGCUAAGAACGACUUCCUGGCAGUUGCGAAGGCGCUCGGAUCACCUGCGGAGAGCGUGGAGGAGGCGCUCCGAGCGCUCGCCAACACCAAGAAGCGCUGGCUGCUGGUCCUGGACAACGCCGACGAGGUUGACUUCGACUACGCACGAUACAUACCAUCUGGGGUGCAGGGGGCGAUCAUUGUGACGUCGCGCAACCCGCAGUGCAGCCGGUACAGCACCGGGCCUGCAGAAGCGCUCGAGGGCUUGGACGCAGAGCACUCGACACAGCUUCUCCUCAAGGCUGCUCGAGUGCCGGAAGAGGCUUGGCGGUCGUGCAAGACGAAGGCGCAGGCGCAGGACGUUGUGCGUCUUCUGGGGUCGCACACGCUUGCGCUGAUCCAGGCUGGCGCGUAUGUAGCCGAAGGGUACUGUCAGAUGGCCGAGUAUCCCAAGAAGUAUCAGCAGCAUCGCAAGCGGCUGCUUGAGUACAAUCUGACGCAAGAGCAGUCGCGGUAUCGAGAUGUGUACGCUACAUUUGAGGCAUCCGCGGAUGCUCUCGAGCGUUCUAGCAAUCAAGAGGGACAGGAUGCAUUGGAUGUACUUUCGGUGCUAUGUAUGCUGCACUCGAGCGUGCUUCCGCUUGAAGUGUUCGAAGAUGCAUGGCGAGGGGCUCGCCGCGUGCUCGAAGAGUCGUCCGCUGAGAUGGAUGGGACAGAGAAAUCGGACAUGACAGAUGACCUCGGGCGAUGGCACGUUGCUCAGCUGCCUGAGUUCAUAGAUACAGCAGCGGACGAGCGGGACAGCUAUCGCCUCAAGAAAGCCAGCGCCCGCCUUGUGUCGCUGUCGUUGGUGACGCGGCAUGCGCUAGGCGACGGCAUUGGGGGUUUGUCGAUGCAUCCGCUGGCGCACGCGUGGGCGAAGGACCGGCUGGAGAGGGAGCGGCAGCGGCAGGCAUGGGCGACUGCGGGAUGUGUGCUUGCAUUGUCGCGAGGGCAGACAAAGCUGUGGCAGGUGCGCGAGAGGGAGCUGCGGCCGCAUAUGCAGUCCUUUUUAUCGCCCAACGUACAGACGAUGCUCUCGUGUAGACCGCAGGAGGCGGUGCUGGCCGUCCUGCUGAACUGCGGCUGGGCGCUGAAUACGAUGAGAGAGGACGCCAGGCUUGAGCAGCUGCUGGGCGGCAUCUACCAGGCACUCGACAUAACCCCGUCAGAUCCGACAACGGAGCACGUGCCGAUAUGGGAGCUGGCGGCCAGGAACCUGGGGUACAUGGGUCACGCAAGGGAGGCAGUGAAGCUGCUGGAGCAUGUCGUGGAGGUGCAAGAGGCUACGCUGGACGAGCAUCACCCAGAUCGGCUGGCAUCGCAGCACGAGCUUGCCGGUGCAUACCGGGCCAAUGGGUAUAUCAAAGAUGCAGUGGAGCUGCUAGAGCACGUCGUCAAGGUCGAAGAGACUACGCUGGACGAGCAUCACCCGGAUCGGCUGGCAUCGCAGCACGCGCUUGCCGGUGCAUAUGGGGACAACGGGCAGACGAGAGAGGCAGUGGAGCUGCUAGAGCACGUCGUCAAGGUCCGCAACACUACGCUGGACGAGCAUCACCCGUCUCGGCUGGCAUCGCACCACGAGCUUGCCGGUGCAUACGGGGACAACGGGCAGACAAGAGAGGCAGUGGAGCUGCUGGAGCAUGUUGUCAAGGUCACGAGAGAGGCAGUGGAGCUGCUAGAGCACGUCGUCAAGGUCGAAGAGACUACGCUAGACGAGAGUCACCCGGAUCGGCUGGCAUCGCAGCACGCACUUGCCGGUGCAUACCGGGAUAACGGGCAGACAAGAGAGGCAGUGGAGCUGCUAGAGCACGUCGUUGAGGUCAAAAGAGCCACCAUGUCAGAGACCCAUCUGUCUCGAUUAGUGUCCGAGCGUGCCUUGUCGUACAUGCAGAGCAUCACAGAGUAGGGAAGCCAUGGCAUGUGUUUUCUGAUUUUGCGCCUAUCUGGUUGUGAAAGCAACACUGGCGGUGAAGUGUGGGGAGUCAGAGUGUAAGGAUGUAAGCUAGUCUAACUUAAGUACGGUAAACUUGAGCCUAAGAAGAGCAAAAGUAAAUCCUGAGGAAUGUCU
Molecule: messenger RNA, 3491 nt
Organism: Macroventuria anomochaeta
Lineage: Eukaryota; Fungi; Ascomycota; Dothideomycetes; Pleosporales; Didymellaceae
Exons: 8
Coding region: 180-3329 (1049 amino acids)
Molecular function (GO): ADP binding; protein binding
Source: RefSeq, a predicted model, not a curated record